AACUUUACAUCGAAAAAGAAGACUUUCAACCAUGAAAAUGCUUAAGUUAUCUCUCAUCGUCUUCUUGAUAGUUUUCAUGAAUGGGGUUUUUUCUUCUCCGCCAGAUGACCCCGUCGAGUGCGCUUCCGGCAACAAAGACUGCACCAUUACCAACUCCUACGGUGUCUUCCCUGAUCGGAGCACCUGCCGAGCUUCCCAAGUACUGUACCCAACCACGGAGCAAGAGCUGAUAUCCAUGGUGGUUUCGGCAUCAAAAUCCAACACAAAAGUGAAAGCAGCCACCAGAUAUUCCCACAGCAUCCCCAAGCUUGCUUGCCCUGGAGGCCAAGACGGGAUCUUGAUAAGCACAAACAAGCUCAACCAUAUAGUGAAGGUGGAUGCAGAGAGCAGAAGGAUGACGGUGGAGAGCGGGGUCCUUCUGAGAGAAGUGAUCAGUGAAGCGGCGAAGAAAGGGUUGACUCUGCCGUAUACGCCGUACUGGUGGGGAAUAACGGUGGGGGGAUUGUUAGCGACGGGGGCUCAUGGGAGCUCGCUGUGGGGGAAGGGCAGUGCAAUUCAUGAGUAUGUGGUCUCGAUGAGGAUUGUGACGCCGGCGACGGCGGAAGAAGGGCAUGCGAAGGUAAGGAGCCUGAGUGAGUCAGAUGAAGAACUGAAAGCAGCCAAGGUUUCUCUUGGGGUUCUCGGGGUUGUUUCUCAGGUGACCCUACAGCUAGAGCCCAUGUUUAAACGAGCUCUUACAUAUGUGGAAAAGGAUGAUUCAGAUUUGGGAGAGGAAUUGGUGAGGUUUGGAGAAAAGCACGAGUUUGGUGACGUAGGGUGGUUUCCAUCACAGAAGAGGGCAUUGUAUAGAGUUGACGAUCGAGUUUCCUUCAAUCACUCUGGAAAUGGUCUCUAUGAUUUCAUCCCUUUUCGUCCCACUCUCACUGCUACUUUAGCUGCUACCAGAGGCACUGAGGAGCUUCAAGAAAAAACAAGGGACGCUAAUGGCAAAUGCGUUGGUGCCAAGCUGGUGACUGGAACGCUCAAGACCGCUGCCUAUGGCUUGACUAACAACGGUAUACUCUUUACUGGGUACCCCGUGGUUGGACCAAACAAUCGCAUGCAAUCAUCUGGCACCUGCCUAGACAGUUUAGAAGACGGAAAAAUCACCAUUUGCCCUUGGGAUUCUAGACUCCAACUCCAAUUCUUCCACCAAACAGCCUUCAGCAUCUCCUUGUCUAACAUUCCAGGCUUCAUCAAAGAUGUGCAGAAGCUAGUUGAAUUGGAGCCACAAGCACUGUGUGGAUUGGAGCUCAACAAUGGAAUCCUGAUGCGCUAUGUCAAAGCGUCGAGUGCUUACAUGGGGAAAACAGACGACGCUGUUGAUUUCGACAUCACUUACUUUAGAAGCAAGAAUCCUUUAUCUCCGAGGCUUUUUGAGGACAUUUAUGAGGAGAUUGAGCAGAUAGGGUUGUUCAAAUAUGGAGGCUUACCCCACUGGGGAAAGAACAGGAACUUAGCAUUCGUUGAAGCGAUCAAGAAGUACCCAAAUGCUGACAAGUUCUUGAGCGUGAAAAACAAGUAUGAUCCUCAAGGGAUUUUCUCUAGCGAAUGGACAGAUCAGGUUCUAGGGCUGAAAGAAGGCGUGGCAAUAUUGAAAGAUGGAUGUGCUCUUGAAGGUUUGUGCAUUUGCUCAGAAGAUCGUCACUGUGCACCAAGCAAGAAGUAUUAUUGCCGGCCUGGAAGGGUUUAUAAGGAAGCUAGGGUCUGUGCUUUCGACGCUAGUGCUAAGUUGAAGGACGAGCUUUGAAGAUAGGAUGCUUCGAAUCAAAAGAGGGCAUUUCAUAAUGUACUAAUAAUAUUUUGAGACGUGCUGAUCUUUUGUCGUAGAAACACUUCCAUUUAUGGUCUCUGAUAUUAAUUUAAUAAAAGGAGUAUGAUUCUUGUAAUAA
Prosopis cineraria is the source of this 1931-nucleotide messenger RNA. RefSeq names its product probable L-gulonolactone oxidase 6. Gene Ontology annotation, molecular function: FAD binding; D-arabinono-1,4-lactone oxidase activity. The transcript is spliced from 4 exons. Lineage: Eukaryota; Viridiplantae; Streptophyta; Magnoliopsida; Fabales; Fabaceae. The record is from RefSeq and is a predicted model, not a curated record. Gene Ontology annotation, cellular component: membrane. Bases 32 to 1789 code for a protein of 585 amino acids.